Molecule: messenger RNA, 1143 nt
Organism: Ogataea angusta
Lineage: Eukaryota; Fungi; Ascomycota; Pichiomycetes; Pichiales; Pichiaceae
Exons: 1
Coding region: 1-1143 (380 amino acids)
Cellular component (GO): endomembrane system
Molecular function (GO): acyltransferase activity
Source: RefSeq, a predicted model, not a curated record
AUGUCUAGUGUACAACAACAGCAGAAUCGAAAGCCUACAAUCUAUCAGGUCGUUCGGUUGGUAUUUGCCAUACUCACCUUUGCUACUGGUUGCUUGAGCAUUGUUUUUUCCCAAUUGCUUGUGAAUGUGAUAUUUGGUGGCGACGAGGGAUUAAGGACGCGUCUGAUCGGUUUCACAAAGCGCAAUUUUGUGAUUCUGAUCACUUUCAUCACAAGUCUUACAUGCCCGACCGAUCUCGAAUUGUCAUUUGAUUCCAACACAAUCUCGUCUAGCGAGGUUGUUGCCAAUGCCGAGCGAUCCUUGCUGAAACUAGAUACGAGCGCGAUUUUAAUUGCCAAUCACCAACUAUACACAGACUGGGUCUUCCUGUGGUUUGUAUCGUAUCUGAAUGAAUGUGCUGAGAACUUUUACAUCAUUAUGAAGAAGUCGCUGGAAAGAAUACCAGUUUUGGGGUACGGCAUGAAGAAUUAUGACUUCAUUUUUCUCAAUCGUAAAUGGGACCUAGACAAGUCGUACAUGAUUCAGAGGUUUGCGCAUCUAAGCUCUGUCAAGAAACAUUGGCUGCUCAUUUUCCCAGAAGGUACGAAUUUGAGCCCCAACACCAAACCAAGGUCAGAUGAUUUUAUGACAAGGCAGCAGCUCGAUUUCAAACUAGAUCAUGUGUUGUUGCCUCGCGUGAAGGGGUUGUACCUAGCAUGUAAACACAUGCACAAGAAGACGAAUCUUAUCCUUGAUUUCACAAUGGCUUACAGCGACCAUCUUGCGACAGAGUAUGCUCAGGACUCGUUUACUUUGCGCUCAAUUUAUUUGCUUGGAAAGGGUCCGAGGAGCUUGAGGAUGUUUGUCAGAGCAAUCGAUAUAAGAUCGAUUGAGGGAUGCACUUUCAAUGAGGAUGCGAACGACGACGAAGAAGAAGAGGAUAUGAGAAAAUUUGAACUUUGGUUGAACAAACUCUGGGUGCAAAAGGAUAAAAUGAUGGACAACUAUUACAAGACAGGAAGUUUGGUGGAAGGGGCCAAAUCAACCAAGAUUCCCCUGAAACUUCGGAGUAGAUUUGAGAUCAUGAAUGUGUACGUCAUACCCAUUGUUUUCUUUGUUCUGACCUGGCUCGCAUGUCGUUUGAUUACUACGUUGUUACGCUAA